Messenger RNA from Megalobrama amblycephala (Wuchang bream), 2665 nucleotides. RefSeq names its product DEP domain containing 7, paralog a (gene depdc7a). NCBI's taxonomy places the organism in Eukaryota, Metazoa, Chordata, Actinopteri, Cypriniformes, Xenocyprididae. Gene Ontology annotation, biological process: intracellular signal transduction. Bases 607 to 2139 code for a protein of 510 amino acids. The transcript has 9 exons. The record is from RefSeq and is a predicted model, not a curated record.
AACAUUUUCUUUUUAAAUUUUUUUGAUUUCAGGGGGAAUGUGACCUGGACUGUUUUUCAAGAGAUCUAAACAUUCCAGAGGACAUUCCAUACCUGUGCUGUGAUGCGUCAGACAUGACCAGACCAAUAAACCUGACAAAGAGUGUAACACCCUGGUCAUCAUUAACUACCCCUUUAACGUGCAUGCCUUAUCACACCCUCAUGUGUUCCCAUAAAGCCCAGGUGAUAAACCACCCUACAUACAGGGCUCAGAUGGGCAGGUUAUAGGAAGGGAAGGUGACUCUGGAUUCUUGAUAAGAAAACCGGAACAACAGCCAGGGACGGUGACCUUGCCAACAGGUUCUCCAGCAUGAUUGAACUCUGAGCUGUAGGAUUGUGUUUAAUAAGAGGAGUGAGAAAAUGCUUUAGCCUGCGACACAGGUUUACACAACAACAUCACUGCCCACGGGUAGGAUGCAGAAGUGGCACAACCAGUUCAGAUGACACACGUGUGUUUUUUGUGGUUGGAAGCGUCACUUGUUUUCUUUAAAUAGACUUUUAAUUUAACACAUUUAUGAGCUUAACUUUGGAAGCUUUUCAUUGUUUUUUCUUCUGAUGAGACACAGGGAUGGCUGGGAAGCCAUUCCGAGCCACAUACAUCUGGACUAACAUCAUCAACAACCUUCAGACGCAGGUGGAGGUAAAGAGGAGACGCCACAAUCUGAAAAUCUACCAUGACUGCUUUCUGGGGUCCGAGGCAGUGGACGUGGUUCUGGCUCACAUCAUUCAGAGCAAAGUCUGCGGGGAUGCCGCAGUGCCUCGUUCCAAAGCGGUUCGCCUCUGUCAGGCCCUCAUGGAGGCCAGGGUCUUUGAGGCGGUGGACACUAAGGUGUUUGGGAAAGAAAAGAGGCAAGCGAAGUUUGAGGACAGCAGCUGUAGUCUGUACAGGUUUCUAAACAGGCCGACUCCCAGCACAUCGAGCUCAGAGACCAUUGAGAGUGGAUACAACUCUCUCAGCAACCAGAGGAACACUUACAGCCCACCAUACGAAAGGAAAGAGGAUUCUGUGAAUUCAAACAACUCGCCUGUCAAAACGGAUAAAUCUCUGGAGGAUGUUUUAGGAAAUCUGAACAUGAACACAACCAUCACACCACAGAUGAUGAAUCUGGGCUUAUCACAGGAGUUGAUGGAUGAGGUGUGGCGGCAGCAGACGGUACUAAGGCUCCUGCAGUUGAUUGAACUGCCGCUUCUGGAGAGCCUGUUGGAGGGCCAAGAGAGCCCUCGUCCGCCCCUCCACAGCAUGGACAGCGACCCAGACCUGCUCUACACCAGCAGCUACCUGGACCGUGAGAUCCUGAAGGCCUUCAGCGAAGCUCAGGCAGAUAGCUGGUUGUCAGCAGCUGUGGACUGUCUGGAGUUUCUUCCGGAUCAGUUGGUGGUGGAUGUGAGCCGAGGGCUGGCCAAGUGUGCAGAGGAGACGUCCCAGUACAAGAAGCUCCUCUACGGAGUCCUUGUUCAGCACUACGGCCAGUCUGAAUACCCACCGCUGCUCAGCAACCACGUCUUUGACAUCCACUCAGGUGUCUCUGAGCUGCUUGUGAAUGGGAAGCAGGAGCAGGCGCUGGAGUCUCUUCAGUUGUGUCUGAAACUGCAGGAUUCGCGCAGUAGAGAGGAGCUCCGCAGGUUACUGCGCUUUAUGGCCCUCGCCGCCGGCCCUCAGGAGAUCAAACUACACAAAGAGAUAGAGAACAGAAUGGCAGUAAAGAGGGCGUUCUCCAAUGCCAUUGUGUAUGGAACUAAACUAGCCAAGGGGAAGGUUGAUCUUCUGGUACUUUUCAUGAUGGACAACCACCACGACCUCUUCAAGAUUCCCGUCACAUUGCACAACCUUGUAAGUGAUAAAUUGGCCAGUAUCAUCAAAGGAUCAGAUCCUGAUCUCAUCACAGGAACAACAUACUGUCGCCGUCUCACCAGAAAAGAUUACAUGGAAACAGUUCAGAAAACUACCAGAGAGGAGCUUUGGACAUUACUAAAAACUAUUCACGAGAACACUAAACUCUCUUUGAAGGAGAAGCGCCGUCUGCUCGGACAGUUCUACAGAGGCCAUCCUGAAAUAUUUGUGCAAUAUUUUGGCAACAGAAUAUCCAAUGUUUAUAUUUAAUAGGAUCUUUAAUUGAUAUUCCAAAUGUUGUAUAAUAUGUAAAGAGUAUUUUGUAUGUUGUAAAUAUGUAUAUAUUAUAGACAAAACUGAAUACUACUACUUUUAUGUCUGGAUUGAUGAGAGAAUGACAUUUGUUGGACAAUCACAUCAAAAUUAUUACUUUAUAUUAUCACUUAUUAUCCUAAAACUACCUGUCAUCAGACCACAACUUAAACUUCCUACAAAUCAGACAAAGUAAAAUGUUUUUAAUAGAAAAAAAUAGGCUGUCCUAUCUUUUUGUCAACACUGUUAAGAUAUGAAAACGAAAUCAGGCAAAAUCAAAGACAGCCUUUAUCCUGAAGGUCCUCUUUCUGUAUUUCACCUGCUCUGAGUUCAUCGAGGUCACAGGCUCUGGUGAGAUUUACCAUUUCUAAAAUAAUUAAAAAAAAUUGAGCUUAUAUUUUCAUAACCAUGAUAUGCUGACUCUGUCAUACGUAUUGUUUAGAAAUUGUUUGACAUUUCUAUUUAAAGUUGCCAUGAAACGGAA